Dermacentor albipictus is the source of this 16032-nucleotide messenger RNA. RefSeq names its product titin-like. Lineage: Eukaryota; Metazoa; Arthropoda; Arachnida; Ixodida; Ixodidae. The record is from RefSeq and is a predicted model, not a curated record.
ACCGGGAGCUCUCGACGGGGCAUACACCGUCAAUGGCGCUGGUGUUACAAGACGAGCCCGAGGAAGACGCCACUCAACGUGCUGCAAGGCCUCAGCCGCCUCCGGCAGAAUUUUCCGUUACGAAAGAAGAGCCGAAUGCUCAAGCACCAGCGGGGGAGAAUUCUGCUCCCACUCCUGCAGUUAGAAUUGGUCAACUCGACUCCGAGCCGGAAUAUCAGCCAAGAGACUUGCUCAGCGAGCAUGAUCAAAAUAAAACUGAAGCUACAGACAUAGUUGUUAUCUCACCUGUAGUCUCGACAGACCGUCUCCAAAGUGGGCAAGAAGAAAGGAAGAAGCUUGACGCACACAAGCUUCUUCCAGCACACAUUGAAGAAGCAGCUCCUGCAGCCGAAACUGCAGCUCAGGUCGAAACUAAACCUGUUGUGGAGGUUACUGCUGCAGAAGAAAGAGGGGAGCCAGAAGCAAAAGCAGAUAUUCAGCCGCCUGAAAUCGUGGAUCAGCUUGCCCUUUCCCCAAUGGUGUCGGGAGGCCUACUUGAAGAAGAUAUCACGAUUAUGGAACAUGCCAAGCCUGAAGAAGCCGAAGCAUCAGAAAUAACAGCUGCCACACCUAGUCCUACCGCCAAGACAUCUGACACCAAUACUUUAAAUGAAGUAGCAGAACCGCAAGGAGAAGGCAAAGAAGCUGAGGAAAUUCAGGCACACUCUGAAGAAGCAGCUCCAGCAGCCAAUAUUUCACCUCAAAUCGAAACUAAACCUCCUGUUGAGGUUACUGCUGCGGAGGAAAGAGGUGAGCCGGAAACCAAAGCAUAUAUUCAGCAACCUGAAUUCAUGGAUAAGCUUCCGCUUCACCCAAUUGUGACGGGAGGCUUACUUGAAGAAGACAGCACGACUGCGGAACAUGCCAAGCCUGAAGAAGCCAAAGCAUCCACAGAAAUGCCAGCUCCCGCACCUUGUUCCGAAGCGGAGAUAACGGAAACCAAAGCUUUAGGUGAAGCAGCGGAACCCGAAGCAGGAGCCAAAACGGCAGAUGAAAUUCCAGCACACAUUGAACAAGCAGCUCCUGCAGCCGAAACUGUAGCUAAGAUCGAAGCUAAACCUGUUGUGGAGGUUACUGCUGCAGAAGAAAGAGGAGAGCCAGAAGCGAAAGCAGAUAUUCAGCCGAUUGAAAUUGUGGAUCACCUUGCCCUUUCCCCAAUGGUGUCGGGAGGCCUACUUGAAGAAGGCACCACGAUUACGGAACAUACCAAGCCUGAAGAAGCCAAAGCAUCAGAAAUUACAGUUGCCGAACCUUGUCCCGUAGCCGAGAUAUCUGAUACCAAAGCUAUAGUUGAAGUAUCGGAACCUCAAACGGAACCCAAAGCGCCUGAGGAGAUGCAUGUACACACUGAAGAAGCAGCUCCAGCAGCCGAAAUUGCACCUCAGGUCGAAACUAAACCUGCUGUUGAGCCUACCCCAAUAGUAGAAAGAGUAGAGCCCAAAGGCGAUAUUGAGCCACCUGAAACUGCGGAUAAGCUUCCCCUUCACCCAAUGGUAACGGGAGGCCUACUUGAAGAAGACACCCCGAUUACGGAACAUGCGAGUCCUGAAGAAGCCAAAGCAUCAGAAAUUACAGUUGCCGAACCUUGUCCCGUAGCCGAGAUAUCUGAGACCAAAGAUAUAGUUGAAGUAUCGGAACCUCAAACGGAACCCAAAGCGCCUGAGGAGAUGCAUGUACACACUGAAGAAGCAGCUCCAGCAGCCGAAAUUGCACCUCAGGUCGAAACUAAACCUGCUGUUGAGCCUACUCCAAUAGUAGAAAGAGCAGAGCCCAAAGGCGAUAUUGAGCCACCUGAAAUUGCGGAUAAGCUUCCCCUUCACCCAAUGGUAACGGGAGGCCUACUUGAAGAAGACACCCCGAUUACGGAACAUGCGAGGCCUGAAGAAGCCAAAGCAUCAGAAAUUACAGUUGCCGAACCUUGUCCCGUAGCCGAGAUAUCUGAGACCAAAGCUAUAGUUGAAGUAUCGGAACCUCAAACGGAACCCAAAGCGCCUGAGGAAAUGCAUGUACACACUGAAGAAGCAGCUCCAGCAGCCGAAAUUGCACCUCAGGUCGAAACUAAACCUGCUGUUGAGCCUACUCCAAUAGUAGAAAGAGUAGAGCCCAAAGGCGAUAUUGAGCCACCUGAAAUUGCGGAUAAGCUUCCCCUUCACCCAAUGGUAACGGGAGGCCUACUUGAAGAAGACACCCCGAUUACGGAACAUGCGAGGCCUGAAGAAGCCAAAGCAUCAGAAAUUACAGUUGCCGAACCUUGUCCCGUAGCCGAGAUAUCUGAGACCAAAGCUAUAGUUGAAGUAUCGGAACCUCAAACGGAACCCAAAGCGCCUGAGGAGAUGCAUGUACACACUGAAGAAGCAGCUCCAGCAGCCGAAAUUGCACCUCAGGUCGAAACUAAACCUGCUGUUGAGCCUAAUCCAAUAGUGGAAAGAGCAGAGCCCAAAGGCGAUAUUGAGCCACCUGAAAUUGCGGAUAAGCUUCCCCUUCACCCAAUGGUAACGGGAGGCCUACUUGAAGAAGACACCCCGAUUACGGAACAUGCGAGGCCUGAAGAAGCCAAAGCAUCAGAAAUUACAGUUGCCGAACCUUGUCCCGUAGCCGAGAUAUCUGAGACCAAAGCUAUAGUUGAAGUAUCGGAACCUCAAACGGAACCCAAAGCGCCUGAGGAGAUGCAUGUACACACUGAAGAAGCAGCUCCAGCAGCCGAAAUUGCACCUCAGGUCGAAACUAAACCUGCUGUUGAGCCUACCCCAAUAGUAGAAAGAGUAGAGCCCAAAGGCGAUAUUGAGCCACCUGAAAUUGCGGAUAAGCUUCCCCUUCACCCAAUGGUAACGGGAGGCCUACUUGAAGAAGACACCCCGAUUACGGAACAUGCGAGUCCUGAAGAAGCCAAAGCAUCAGAAAUUACAGUUGCCGAACCUUGUCCCGUAGCCGAGAUAUCUGAGACCAAAGAUAUAGUUGAAGUAUCGGAACCUCAAACGGAACCCAAAGCGCCUGAGGAGAUGCAUGUACACACUGAAGAAGCAGCUCCAGCAGCCGAAAUUGCACCUCAGGUCGAAACUAAACCUGCUGUUGAGCCUACUCCAAUAGUAGAAAGAGCAGAGCCCAAAGGCGAUAUUGAGCCACCUGAAAUUGCGGAUAAGCUUCCCCUUCACCCAAUGGUAACGGGAGGCCUACUUGAAGAAGACACCCCGAUUACGGAACAUGCGAGGCCUGAAGAAGCCAAAGCAUCAGAAAUUACAGUUGCCGAACCUUGUCCCGUAGCCGAGAUAUUUGAGACCAAAGCUAUAGUUGAAGUAUCGGAACCUCAAACGGAACCCAAAGCGCCUGAGGAAAUGCAUGUACACACUGAAGAAGCAGCUCCAGCAGCCGAAAUUGCACCUCAGGUCGAAACUAAACCUGCUGUUGAGCCUACUCCAAUAGUAGAAAGAGUAGAGCCCAAAGGCGAUAUUGAGCCACCUGAAAUUGCGGAUAAGCUUCCCCUUCACCCAAUGGUAACGGGAGGCCUACUUGAAGAAGACACCCCGAUUACGGAACAUGCGAGGCCUGAAGAAGCCAAAGCAUCAGAAAUUACAGUUGCCGAACCUUGUCCCGUAGCCGAGAUAUCUGAGACCAAAGCUAUAGUUGAAGUAUCGGAACCUCAAACGGAACCCAAAGCGCCUGAGGAGAUGCAUGUACACACUGAAGAAGCAGCUCCAGCAGCCGAAAUUUCACCUCAGGUCGAAACUAAACCUGCUGUUGAGCCUAAUCCAAUAGUGGAAAGAGCAGAGCCCAAAGGCGAUAUUGAGCCACCUGAAAUUGCGGAUAAGCUUCCCCUUCACCCAAUGGUAACGGGAGGCCUACUUGAAGAAGACACCCCGAUUACGGAACAUGCGAGGCCUGAAGAAGCCAAAGCAUCAGAAAUUACAGUUGCCGAACCUUGUCCCGUAGCCGAGAUAUCUGAGACCAAAGCUAUAGUUGAAGUAUCGGAACCUCAAACGGAACCCAAAGCGCCUGAGGAAAUGCAUGUACACACUGAAGAAGCAGCUCCAGCAGCCGAAAUUGCACCUCAGGUCGAAACUAAACCUGCUGUUGAGCCUACUCCAAUAGUAGAAAGAGUAGAGCCCAAAGGCGAUAUUGAGCCACCUGAAAUUGCGGAUAAGCUUCCCCUUCACCCAAUGGUAACGGGAGGCCUACUUGAAGAAGACACCCCGAUUACAGAACAUGCGAGGCCUGAAGAAGCCACAGCAUCAACAGAAAUGCCAGCUCCCGCACCGUGUUCCGAAGCCAAGAUAACUGAAACCAACGCUUUAGGUGAAGCAGCGGAACCUGAAGCAGAAGCCGAAACGGCAGAGGAAAUUCCAGCACAAAUUGAAGAAUCAGCUCCUGCAGCCGAAACUGCAGCUCAGGUCGAAACUAAGCCUGUUGUGGAGGUUGCUGCUGCAGAAGAAAGAGGGGAGCCAGAAGCGAAAGCAGAUAUUCAGCCGCCUGAAAUCGUGGAUCAGCUUGCCCUUUCCCCAAUGGUGUCGGGAGGCCUACUUGAAGAAGAUAUCACGAUUAUGGAACAUGCCAAGCCUGAAGAAGCCGAAGCAUCAGAAAUAACAGUUGCCGAACCUUGUCCCGUAGCCGAGAUAUCUGAGACCAAAGCUAUAGUUGAAGUAUCGGAACCUCAAACGGAACCCAAAGCGCCUGAGGAAAUGCAUGUACACACUGAAGAAGCAGCUCCAGCAGCCGAAAUUGCACCUCAGGUCGAAACUAAACCUGCUGUUGAGCCUACUCCAAUAGUAGAAAGAGUAGAGCCCAAAGGCGAUAUUGAGCCACCUGAAAUUGCGGAUAAGCUUCCCCUUCACCCAAUGGUAACGGGAGGCCUACUUGAAGAAGACACCCCGAUUACGGAACAUGCGAGGCCUGAAGAAGCCACAGCAUCAACAGAAAUGCCAGCUCCCGCACCGUGUUCCGAAGCCGAGAUAACUGAAACCAAAGCUUUAGGUGAAGCAGCGGAACCUGAAGCAGAAGCCAAAACGGCAGAGGAAAUUCCAGCACAAAUUGAAGAAUCAGCUCCUGCAGCCGAAACUGCAGCUCAGGUCGAAACUAAGCCUGUUGUGGAGGUUGCUGCUGCAGAAGAAAGAGGGGAGCCAGAAGCGAAAGCAGAUAUUCAGCCGCCUGAAAUCGUGGAUCAGCUUGCCCUUUCCCCAAUAGUGUCGGGAGGCCUACUUGAAGAAGAUAUCACGAUUAUGGAACAUGCCAAGCCUGAAGGAGCCGAAGCAUCAGAAAUAACAGCUGCCACACCUAGGCCCGCCGCCGAGACAUCUGACACCAAUACUUUAAAUGAAGUAGCAGAACCGCAAGGAGAAGGCAAAGAAGCUGAGGAAAUUCAGGCACACUCUGAAGAAGCAGCUCCAGCAGCCAAUAUUUUACCUCAAGUCGAAGCUAAACCUCCUGUUGAGGUUACUGCUGCGGAGGAAAGAGGUGAGCCGGAAACCAAAGCAUAUAUUCAGCAACCUGAAUUCAUGGAUAAGCUUCCGCUUCACCCAAUUGUGACGGGAGGCUUACUUGAAGAAGACAGCACGAUUACGGAACAUGCCAAGCCUGAAGAAGCCAAAGCAUCCACAGAAAUGCCAGCUCCCGCACCUUGUUCCGAAGCCGAGAUAACGGAAACCAAAGCUUUAGGUGAAGCAGCGGAACCCGAAGCAGAAGCCAAAACGACAGAGGAAAUUCCAGCACACAUUGAAGAAGCAGCUCCUGCAGCCGGAACUGCAGCUCAGGUCGAAACUAAACCUGUUGUGGAGGUUACUGCUGCCGAAGAAAGAGGGGAACCAGAAGCGAAAGCAGAUAUUCAGCCGCCUGAAAUCGUGGAUCAGCUUGCCCUUUCCCCAAUAGUGUCGGGAGGCCUACUUGAAGAAGAUAUCACGAUUAUGGAACAUGCCAAGCCUGAAGGAGCCGAAGCAUCAGAAAUAACAGCUGCCACACCUAGUCCCGCCGCCGAGACAUCUGACACCAAUACUUUAAAUGAAGUAGCAGAACCGCAAGGAGAAGGCAGAGAAACGGAGGAAAUUCAGGCACACUCUGAAGAAGCAGCUCCAGCAGCCAAUAUUUUACCUCAAGUCGAAACUAAACCUCCAGUUGAGGUUACUGCUGCGGAGGAAAGAGGUGAGCCGGAAACCAAAUCAUAUAUUCAGCAACCUGAAUUCAUGGAUAAGCUUCCGCUUCACCCAAUUGUGACGGGAGGCCUACUUGAAGAAGACACCACGAUUGCGGAACAUGCAAGGCCUGAAGAAGGCACAGCAUCAACCAAAAUGCCAGUUGCCACACCCUGUCCCAAACCCGAGAUUUCUGAGACCAAAGCUACUGUUGUAGUUGACCCUCAAGCAGAGGCGAAAGCGGCUGAGGAAAUUCAGGCACACACUGAAGAAGCAGCUCCAACAGCCGAAACUGCACCUCAAGUCGUAACCAUACCUCCUGUUGAGGUUACUGCUUCUGAAGCAAGAGGUGAGCCAGAAACCAAAGCAGAUAUUCAGCAACCUGAAUUUAUCGAUAAGCUUCCUCUUCACCAAAUGGUUACAGGAGGCCUACUUGAAGAAGACAGCACGAUUACGCAACGUGUCAAGCCUCAAGAAGCCAAAACAUCCACAGAAAUGCCAGUCGCCUCACCUUGUCCCGUAGCCGAGAUAUCUGAGACCAAAUCUGUAAUUGAAGCAAUGGAACGUCACGCAGAAGCCAAAGUGGCUGAGGAAAUUCAAGCGCGCACUGAAGAGGUAGCACCAGCGGCUGAAAUUGCAGGUCAGGUCGAAAGUAAACUUCUUAUUGAGGUUACUGUUGUUGAAGAAAAGGGUGAGCCAGAAACCAAAGCAGAUAAUCAGCAACUUGAAUUUAUGGAUAAGCUUCCUCUUCACCCAAUGGUGACGGGAGGCCUACUUGAAGAAGACAGCACGAUUACAGAACAUUCCAAGCCUGAAGAAGCCAAAGCAUCCAAAGAAAUGCCAGUUGCCGCACCUUGUCCCGUAGCCGAGAUAUCUGAGAGCAAAGCUUUAGAUGAAGUAGCAGAACCUCAAGGAGAAGCCAAAGUGGUUGAGGAAAUUCAAGCACACACUGAAGAAGCAGUUCCUGCAGCCGAAACUGUAGCUCAGGUCGAAACUAAACCUGCUGUUCAGGUUACUGCUGCAGAAGAAAGAGUAGAGCCAGAAGCUAAAGCCGAUAUUCAGCGACCUGAAAUUGUUGAUAAGCUUCCCCUUCACCCAGUGGUGACGGGAGGCCUACUUGAAGAAGACAGCACGAUUACGGAACAUGCCAAGCCUGAAGAAGGCAAAGGAUCAACGGAAAUGCCAGUUGCCGCACCUUGUCCCAUAGCCGAGAUAUCUGAGACCAAAGCUUUAGUUGAAGAAGCGGAACCUCAAGCAGAAGCGAAAAAGGCUGAGGAAAUUCAAGGACAUGCUGAAGAAGUAGCUCCAGCAGCCGAAAUUGCAGCUCAUGUCGAAACUAAACUUGCUGUGGAGGCUGCUGCUGCUGAAGAAAGAGGUGGACUGGAAGCUAAAGCAGAUAUUCAGCCACCUGAAAUGACGGAUGAGCUCCUCCUUCACCCAAUGGUGACGGGAGGGCUACUUGAAGGAGACAGCACGAUCGCGGAACAAGUGAAGCCUGAAGAAACCAAAGCAACAGGGGAAGGGCCAGUGGCUGGGCCUUAUCCCUUAGCCGAUAUAUCUGGGGAGACCAAAGUUUUAGUGGAAGUAGCUGAACCUCAAAGAGAAUCCAAAAUGACCGAGGAAAUUCAGGCACACACUGAAGCAGUGCCAGUAGCAAAAAGUGCAGCUCAGGUCGAAAUUGAACCUCUUGUUGAGGCUACUGCUGCAAAAGAAAUAGGUGAGCCUGAAGCCAAAGGAGAUAUUCAAGCAUCUGAUUUUACGGAUGAGCUUUCCUUUCACCCAAGGGUAACGGGAGGGUUACUUGAAGGGGACAGCAGGAUUACAGAAGCUGUGAAAUCUGAAGAAACCAAACCAACAGCUGAGGAGCCAGUGGCGAGCCCUCGUCCUGUCGAAAGAACCGUCUUGGAGGAACAAGCGAUUGCUUCUAAAGUAGCUGAAGCUUUUGGUGGUCCUUCUGUUGUACUUUGUGCGUCAGGUGUUGACGUAUCAGGGGUUCUUGCUGAAAAACUAGCGCCCAUAUCUCUCGCAAAAGACCUUCCUUCCUCUUCGACCAAAGAUGUAAGCGAUGGUGAGAGCAAAAUUGAGCCAGGAGACAUCCGCGCGGCGGAAUUGUCUCCCGCCCGUCUUCACAAAUCUGAAUCCCUCGACGAAAUUGAAAGGCAAGCCAAAGCUGUGUUUAGUACAGAUGCUGCUGAGGCUACACAUUUUGCAUUUAGUGUUAAAAAGCCUUCCCUGACUGACACUUGCUCGCAGACUCAGCUCCCCGCGUCUUCUCUCAAGCGCCGUCUGUCGUGGACGUCUGCUCAAAAUGCCGGUAAAACGCCGAUAGCAGACGAAGUAAAAACACUCUACAUAGAUGCGGGUGUUCUUUUUGGCGGCCCACAGUACGAUUCAGACCAGAUCUCUCUAGACCGCGCAUCUACGUCCUCACAGGCCGCCGCUGACACAACGGAGCCCCCUAAAGAAUUUCCUCUGAGAGCUGAAAAUGCUUUGGAACUUGAGUUGGGUUUUGUGCCCACUACAGAUGAUGAUGUGGACACAGGUCAGAGUGGCCGCUCACAGCCGUCGUCUACGCCAGUCGGAGAGUAUUUGCCGAAUAGGGAAAGUGGUGUGCCGCCUCCUAUAUUGUCUGAGAAAAAUCAUUCAUCUGAAGUAGAGCUGUCGGAUAGCACGAGGGAAGCUCGCCCAUCUGAACUCGAAAAGCCCUUCAAAGAAAGUGAAGAUGGUGACGGUGCCCCAGCAAAAGGAAUAAAAGCAACGCCGGAAGAAACCGAAGACCUGCCCCAUCGAAUUCGUGAGCAAGUUGGCAACGACGAACAAUUGCGUUCAGCUUCCCCCUGUGUUCUGGAUUUGACUGGCAAUGCGCUCGUAAAUGGUACGAGCUAUUCUGGUGUAAAUCUACCUGAAGUCUCUCCAAAUUUGAUUCAAGGGAAGCAAACAGGAUGCCUGCUUAGCCCGCUAACUAGUGAAUACGAAAAGCAGCUCGUGGAAAUUGUGCGAAGCGAAAUAACAGAAAAAACUGAGCCACCUAUCCGCAAUGAUCAUGAACACACAACUGAAAACGCUCUUUCAGUGGAACAUGAGCUGCCUGAUGUAGUAGAGCAGCAAUCAGUGAAACACGCUUCAGCAGAAAUCGCGGAGUCCACGACAAUGCCGGUGCUAGUUGAGCUAGUGGCCAUGGACAAAGCCUCUGCAAAUCCUAAUAUUCUAGAAUACCAUGGAGAAGUCGCUGAGAGAGAAACUGCAUAUGACAGGAAAGUCGAUAAAGCAGUAACUCCAUCUUCAGUACCAGAAGACGUUAUGUACACUGAUUCUCACGUGGAACAGGACUUGUCUGGGUUGAAACCACGUCUUAGUGAAAGAGAAGUCCCAAGAGAAGUUGAAAUUGAACUCACGGCAAACACGGGGCAGCCACAUGCAGCGAAUGAUGCAGUGGCUCCCAGUCAUGAUGUAACGCAAUGUGAAGGUAAGCUGGUUGAGAGAGAAACUGAAAGAACUCGUCCUUACACAACAGAAGCAUCCCCACUCUGUACGGAACCUAUGCCAAAAGCAGGCGUUGGAAUGGAUGUUUCGGUAAUUGCAGCACAGGUGGACGCUGUGCCAAUAAUAAAGGCCAGCGUUUCUUCGAACACAGAGCUUGUGGGAUACCACGAGCAACAAGUGGAGAAUAGAGUACCCAACGAAGAAGAAAUAGGUGCUGAUAAAUCAGAUGUUAUAACCACAGAACGUACAAAUAAAACAGCAGUGGAAGCUGCUAUGGUGGAAGCAAUGCAUACUGAUAGGGAAUCGGAAGAAAGAAUCGAGCAUAAGAAUUUAUUGGAGGAGACUACCGCGUUAAGUAAAGCGCCACUUGCUAUAAACCAAGAUCGAGAGACAGAGCCAGCGCUUUCUAAUGAUUUGGAACAGCGUGAGCGUUCCUCUAGUGUGUCAACGGAUCAUGAUAAGACAAUUCCACCUGCAGAAAGUGACGAUUUUCUUCCAGAGGGAAUACCAGACCCCGUUUCCUGUUUAGGAGGAUUCUUCGAUGAGCAGGGUGCAUCGCAAAUAACUCUUCAAAGCACUCAAGAUCACGGCGUAACUUCUGAUGGGUUGGAAGAAAAGGUUUACAUAAUUAAGGGCACUGAAUCUUCAAAAAAAGAAAAAGACGUAAGCGGAGCAACGAGAGAACUGGAAACGCAGUCAGCGUUCAUUAGCAACGAAGCUGCUGUGGAGGGGGUUGAAAGUUUGCGGUCGGCGCCUGCAGUCACAGAAGAGGACAAACCUCCUAAGAAUGCAAGCGCAAUUUCACUGGAACGUGCUAAGCAAGAAGGGUUCGAAGACACUGGAAAACUACGGCAGGCAGAAGACAGGAUUACCACCUAUGUCUUGUCCAGUAUAACCGAAAGAAAGCCGUCCUCUGGAGAACGAGACGUGGCGUCACCUAAAAAAGAAGUGGAUGAGCACAAGCCUUCUCUUUCUGGAAAAUAUGAGUCGCCAGAGGGAGCCGAAGGCUGGCAGUCACCACCUGCAGUUAUAGAAGAAGAUGCACUUCCUGGGGAUCCAAGUGCAGUUUCACUAGAAAACGGCCUACGUGAUACUGACGAAGGUACUCGAAAAGUAGGGCACACGGAAGAAAAGCGUACGACAAAAGCCUCACCCAGUGCCGCCAAAACGAAGUCAUACCCUGAAGAGAAGAACAUGACGUUGACAAAGGCAGAAGUUGGUGAGCACAAGCCUCCUCUUUCUACGAAGGAUCAAUCAUCCGAAGAAGUUGAAGACUGGCAGUCACCUCCAGGAGUUGUGGAAGUGAAUGCAUUGCCUGACGAUGCAAUUGCAGUAUCAUCAGAACAGGGCAACCAGCAAGGCUACGAAGGCACUGGAAAAGUGAUGCACACUGGGGAAGAAAAACCUAUCACCGGACUAUUUUCUAGUGCAACCGAAGCAGUGCCAUCCACUGUAGACAAGGACAUGGCAAGUCCGAGUACUGAAGUGGCUGAGCACAAACCUAAUUUUUCUGGAAAGGAUCUGACUUCGGAGAGGGCUGAAGGCUGGCAGUCACCUCCUGGAGUUAAAGAGCAGGCACUUCCGGAGUAUGCAAGGGAAGCAUCACCAGAACAGAGCAAACAGGAAGGCUACGAAGGCACCAGAAAGAUAAUCCACACCGGAGAAGAAAAACCAGUCACCGAACUAUUUCCUAGUGCAACCGAAGCCUUUCCAUCCAUGGUAGACAAGGAAAUGGCGAGUCCGAGUGCUGAAGGGGCUGAGCACAAGUCUGCUCUUUCUGGAAAGAAUCAGUCCUCGGAGGGGGCUGAAGGUUGGAAGUCACCUCCUGGAGUUAUAGAAGAGCAGGCAUUUACUCAGGACGCAAGUGCAGUAUCACUAGAACAUACUAAACAGGAAGGCUAUGAAGGCACUGGAAAAGUGAUGCACACCGGAGAAGAACCUAUCACCGGAGUAUUACCUAGUACAACUGAAGCAAUGCCAUCGACGGUAGACAAGGACAUAACAAGUGCUAGUACUGAAGUGGCUGAGCCCAAGCCUCCCUUUCCGGGAAAGGAUGUGACCUCGCAGGGGGCUGAAGGCUGGCAGUCACCACCUGAAGUUAGAGAAGAGCAGCCACUUCCGGAGGAUGCAAGUGCAGCAUCACUAGAACACAGAAAACAGGAAGACUACGAAGGCACCGGAAAUGUAAUGCACAACGAAGAAGAAAAACCCAUCACCGGAGUAUUGCCUAGUGCAACUGAAGCAAUGCCAUCCACUGUAGACAAGGACAUGGCAAGUCUGAGUACUGAAGUAGCUGAGCACACGCCUCAUCUUUCUGGAAAGGAUCUGACUUCGGAGGGGGCUGAAGGCUGGCAGUCACCUCCUGGAGUUAGAGAAGAGCAGGCACUUCCGGAGUAUGCAAGGGCAGCAUCACCAGAACACAGCAAACAGGAAGGCUACGAAGGCACCAGAAAGGCAAUCCACACCGGAGAAGAAAAACCUGUCACCGAACUAUUUCCUAGUGCAACCGAAGCCUUGCCAUCCAUGGUAGACAACGAAAUGGCGAGUCCGAGUGCUGAAGAGGCUGAGCACAAGUCUGCUCUUUCUGGAAAGAAUCAAUCCUCGGAGGGGGCUGAAGGUUGGAAGUCACCUCCUGGAGUUAUAGAAGAGCAGGCAUUUACGCAGGACGCAAGUUCUGUGUCACUAGAACACACUAAGCAGAAAGCCUACGAAGGCACUGGAAAAGUGAUGCACACUGGGGAAGAAAAACCUAUCACCGGACUAUUUUCUAGUGCAACCGAAGCAGUGCCAUCCGCUGUAGACAAGGACAUGGCAAGUCUGAGUACUGAAGUGGCUGAGCAAAAACCUAAUUUUUCUGGAAAGGAUCUGACUUCGGAGGGGGCUGAAGGCUGGCAGUCACCUCCUGGAGUUAGAGAAGAGCAGGCACUUCCGGAGUAUGCAAGGGAAGCAUCACCAGAACACAGCAAACAGGAAGGCUACGAAGGCACCAGAAAGAUAAUCCACACCGGAGAAGAAAAACCUGUCACCGAACUAUUUCCUAGUGCAACCGAAGCCUUUCCAUCCAUGGUAGACAAGGAAAUGGCGAGUCCGAGUGCUGAAGGGGCUGAGCACAAGUCUGCUCUUUCUGGAAAGAAUCAGUCCUCGGAGGGGACUGAAGGUUGGAAGUCACCUCCUGGAGUUAUAGAAGAGCAGGUAUUUACGCAGGACGCAAGUGCAGUAUCACUAGAACAUACUAAACAGGAAGGCUAUGAAGGCACUGGAAAAGUGAUGCACACCGGAGAAGCACCUAUCACCGGAGUAUUACCUAGUACAACUGAAGCAAUGCCAUCGACUGUAGACAAGGACAUAACAAGUGCCAGUACUGAAGUGGCUGAGCCCAAGCCUCCCUUUCCGGGAAAGGAUGUGACCUCGCAGGGGGCUGAAGGCUGGCAGUCACCACCUGAAGUUAGAGAAGAGCAGCCACUUCCGGAGGAUGCAAGUGCAGCAUCACUAGAACACAGAAAACAGGAAGACUACGAAGGUACCGGAAAUGUAAUGCACAACGAAGAAGAAAAACCCAUCACCGGAGUAUUGCCUAGUGCAACUGAAGCAAUGCCAUCCACUGUAGACAAGGACAUGGCAAGUCUGAGUACUGAAGUAGCUGAGCACACGCCUCAUCUUUCUGGAAAGGAUCUGACUUCGGAGGGGGCUGAAGGCUGGCAGUCACCUCCUGGAGUUAGAGAAGAGCAGGCACUUCCGGAGUAUGCAAGGGCAGCAUCACCAGAACACAGCAAACAGGAAGGCUACGAAGGCACCAGAAAGGCAAUCCACACCGGAGAAGAAAAACCUGUCACCGAACUAUUUCCUAGUGCAACCGAAGCCUUGCCAUCCAUGGUAGACAAGGAAAUGGCGAGUCCGAGUGCUGAAGAGGCUGAGCACAAGUCUGCUCUUUCUGGAAAGAAUCAGCCCUCGGAGGGGGCUGAAGGUUGGAAGUCACCUCCUGGAGUUACAGAAGAGCAGGCAUUUACGCAGGACGCAAGUGCAGUAUCACUAGAACAUACUAAACAGGAAGGCUAUGAAGGCACUGGAAAAGUGAGGCACACCGGAGAAGAACCUGUCACCGGAGUAUUACCUAGUACAACUGAAGCAAUGCCAUCGACUGUAGACAAGGACAUGACAAGUGCUAGUACUGAAGUGGCUGAACCCAAGCCUCAUCUUUCUGUAAAGGAUCAGCCUUCGGAGGGGGCUGAAGGCCGGCAAUCACCGACUCAAGUUAUAGAAGAGCAGCCAGUUCCGGUGGAUGCAAGGGCAGCAGCAUCAGAACACAGCAAACAGGAAGGCUACGAAGGUACCGAAAAAAUAAUGCACACCGGAGAAGAAAAACCUAUCACCGAAGUAUUGCCUACUGCAAGCGAAGCAAUGCCAUCCUCUGUACACAAGGACAUGGCAAGUACGAGUACUGAAGGGGCUGAGCACAAGCCUCCCUUUCCGGGAAAGGAUGUGACCUCGCAGUGGGCUGAAGGCUGGCAGUCACCACCUCAAGUUAGAGAAGAGCAGCCACUUCCGGAGGAUGCAAGUGCAGCAUCACUAGAACACAGAAAACAGGAAGACUACGAAGGCACCGGAAAGGUAAUACACAAAGAAGAAGAAAAACCCAUCACCGGAGUAUUGCCUAGUGCAACUGAAGCAAUGCCAUCCACUGUAGACAAGGACAUGGCAAGUCUGAGUACUGAAGUGGCUGAGCACACGCCUAAUCUUUCUGGAAAGGAUCAGUCCUCGGAGGGGGCUGAAGGCCGGCAGUCACUGACUGAAGUUAUAGCUGAGCAGGCACUUCAGGAAGAUGCAAGUGCGGUAUCACUGGAACACAGUAAACAGGAAGGCUACGGCAUCCCUAGAAAAGUGGUGCGCACCGGUGCAGACAAACCUGUCGCCGAAGUAUCGCCCAGUACAACCGAAGCAAUGUCAUCCACUGUAGAGAAGGAGAUGGCGUUGCCAAGAACAGAAGUGGUUGAGCACAGACCACCUCCUUCCUGCAAGCUAACCCAAUUUCUUGCUUCAGGUAUAUCGGGUAGAGAUGACGAAGAUAGCUGGCCUCGCCGCCCUGAUAAGGAUACGGCCAGGAAAAGCAAACAAGCUACUCCUCCUCGAGAGUCUGCGUAUCCUUUAAAUCUAACUGCACCGACCAACAGGCGUGAAAAGGUUGAGAGCAACCCAACAGCAAGCCAACCUUUAGGCACAGAUUUCUCGCACAGCGCCACCUCUACGCGAAGAAUUAGUCCACCACACCAUGGCAGCGAAGUCCAGUCGCUUCUUUGCUGCAAGAUUUGUGGGCAGUCCUUCUUCCGCAGUAACCCAACGCACGCCGAAUUGUGUUCGGGCUACCACAAGGACGCAGCCCUUCCUGCUGCUACAAGCGGCGUCCCACCUUCGCCGCAGUUUCUUGAGAAGUACGUGCUCAGUGUUGUGGACGAAGACGACGUUAGCGACGUUCUGCGACAAGCAUGGAGAGAUGAAGAGACUGCAAUCCUUGCUUCUACCGUGUGGUCGCUGUACCGCUGCGUCCCCAGCUCCUUCUACGUCAUCAGGGAGCGGGAAAAGCGACCGACAUCUCGAGGUGACGUGUGCGCGUCGGCCUGCGUCAUCACGUUCGGCGACGAAGUGUCCGUCUGCGGCUUCUUCCACGUGUCCCGGGAGCGCUACAACACGGGCCUGAGCCGCAUGCUCUGGAGCCGAAUGCUGGACGCGUGCCAGGGCAAAAACAUGUGCGCCGUGAUGCCGCAGGGGCGCGCCCAACCGUUCCUCGAUCGCUACCACUUCCACGUGUCCUACUGGGGCGACAUCGUCUACUGCCACGUCACCUUGCGCAAGGGCUCUUUCCCGGCUCCCAGUGGUGGAAGCGGGACUGGCGUGCUCGUCAGGGACUUGGACUUGAAGCGCGACGCGGAGUCCGUGAUCGAGUACGACCACGGCGUGCUCGGUUUCGACAGGAGUUACUACCUUCGCGUCGCGCUCGCCGAAGAAGAGCAGACGGUCAAGGUGGCCACGGUCGCGUCCUCCGAAGGUCGCGUAGUGGUGGUCGGGUACGCGGGCGUCCAGGUGGACCAGCGCGGACGGCCCGCGCUGCGCUGGCUUCUGGCGGACGGCGACGAAGCGGCGCAAGCCCUGAUGCACUCCGUGGUCGAGACGUGCCCCAAGAUCCGAGAGAAGGGAUUGGUGGGCGUCUUCUACGCGGCGUCGCACGCGGCGGGCGUCAUACUGAACAGCGUCGACAUUGAUUUCAUGGAGCCCUGGGCGCUUCUCUACAACAAAAGGGAACCGUUCUUGAGAUACGAUAGGAUUGUCAGUCUCACCAGCAUCUAAACGGCGGCCGAGUCGUAUACGUGAAGAAUAAAAUUCCUGCAGGCGCGCGCUUUAA